GGUGCGGAAAAUAGCGUAAGAAACAAAGAAAAAGUGUGGCGUCGCCUUUUUCUCGGAAGUCUCGCCAGGCUGUAGUUAGCAUCGCUAGCUUGUGGUGUUGACUGGCGUUUACAAUGCUGAACUGAAUUCAAUUCAAAGGCAGCUAAUGGUAUUCGGAUUAAAACUAGAAUAUAACAGAUCUUUCUGUUAAAGGAAGAUCGUGGUCGGAGAAGCAGGAUGGACCCUGCUCUGCUGAGAGAGCGUGAACUCUUUAAGAAGAGGGCUCUGUCCACUCCAGCAGUCGAGAAGAGACCGGCGUCCUCCGAAGCCUCUGGCUCUUCCAAGAAAAAGAAGAGCAAACCUGACAAAGAUUCGUCCUCAGGAUCUAAAAACAACACAGACUCCAGUAAUGGAUCCUUUAAUCUCAAAGCCCUCUCCGGAAGCUCAGGCUACAAAUUUGGGGUCCUGGCACGAAUCGUCAACUACAUGAAGACGAGGCAUCAGAGAGGGGACACUCAUCCCCUGACCCUGGAUGAGAUUUUAGACGAGACCAAGCUGUUGGACAUCGGCUUGAAGCAGAAGCAAUGGCUCAUGACCGAGGCCUUGGCGAGUAACCCCAAGAUAGACGUACGUGAAGGGAAAUACGCCUUUAAACCUAAAUACCAUCUGAAGGACAAGAAAGCACUGCUCAGGUUGCUGGAUAAGCACGAUCAGCAGGGUUUAGGAGGAGUGCUGCUGGACGAUGUAGAGGAGGGCCUGCCCAACGCUGCCAAGGCCAUCAAAGCUCUUGGAGAUCAGAUCAUAUUUGUAUCCAGACCUGAUAAGAAAAAGAUUCUCUUCUACAAUGACAAACACUGUCACUUCGAAGUAGAUGAAGAGUUCCAGAAGCUGUGGCGCAGCGUUCCAGUGGAUUCCAUAGACGACGACAAGAUCGAAGAGUACCUAAAGAGACAGGGCAUCUCGUCCAUGCAGGAUACAGGACCAAAGAAAAUUACGCCAGUCCAAAAGAGGAAGAAGCCGGCAACGCAGAAGAAGAGACGGUUCAAGACUCACAACGAUCACCUGAACGGUGUUUUGGAGGACUACUCCGAUGGAGUCCCCACUAAGAAGUGACGCACGUUCACGCACGUCCCACGUGAGCCGGGAUAAAGACUCAGAAAAAGCGAAGAUUGACGUCUGUGUGUACACUGUAUUUCAUUGCCAAAACCACACGGAGACUAACAGAGACGAAAUUCUAAUGUGAAGCGACUGUAAAUAUUUUCUUUUUGUGCCAGCACUUUAACAAAUAUGUUGAAGGCUUUUUUUUUUUUUUUUUUUUUUUUUUUUUUU
Molecule: messenger RNA, 1308 nt
Organism: Pangasianodon hypophthalmus (striped catfish)
Lineage: Eukaryota; Metazoa; Chordata; Actinopteri; Siluriformes; Pangasiidae
Gene: gtf2e2
Product: general transcription factor IIE, polypeptide 2, beta
Exons: 8
Coding region: 217-1092 (291 amino acids)
Biological process (GO): transcription initiation at RNA polymerase II promoter
Cellular component (GO): transcription factor TFIIE complex
Source: RefSeq, a predicted model, not a curated record